Molecule: messenger RNA, 1509 nt
Organism: Kalmanozyma brasiliensis GHG001
Lineage: Eukaryota; Fungi; Basidiomycota; Ustilaginomycetes; Ustilaginales
Exons: 1
Coding region: 1-1509 (502 amino acids)
Source: RefSeq, a predicted model, not a curated record
AUGGCGGGCUCUUCGUUCAGCAAGCUCAUCCGCCAAGCUUCGGCUUGGUAUUACGGCUGGACGCCCAUGAUCAUGCUCGUCUGCUACAGCAUGCUUUCCUUCUUCUUCUACCUCCUCAUUCCGGCGGGUCUUCACCGAGCUCUCUGGUACACGCUCGUAGCCCUGCAGACCUUCACUGCGCUCUCCGUCUCCACCGAGGCCAUGCAGAGUAUCCGACCCUCGAUCAACGCACGCAAGGCAUGGCGCCACGCACAGGUGCACGGCUUCAAGCUCGAGGAGGGCCAGGAGUGGCCCCUUAUCGAUGUCGUGCUGGUCGCCUACCUCCCCAACGAGCAGGAGAUUAUCAUGCGCCAGGUCAAGUACGCCCUUCGCGAGCUCAACUACCCUGCUAAUCGUAUGACCAUCAACGUUUGCUACAACACGCCUUACCCCAUCGAGCCCGUCGAGACUGAGCUGCGCGACCUCGCCAAGGAGCGCUCCAACCUCCGCAUCGUCAAGGUCCCCAAGUCCACCUCCAAGGCCGACAACAUCAACCACUUCCUCACGCUCGAGUCCAAGGGAGAAAUCAUCACGCUCUACGAUACCGACCACUACCCUGAACCCGAUGCGCUCCGCUGGGUGGCCAAACGCUUCAUGCAGGGUGGUGUCGAUAUCAUCCAGGGACGAUGCUGUAUCUACAACUACUCGGAGACGUUCAUGACUCGUCUGAUUGCCUCCGAGUUCGAUCUCAUCUACGGUGUCAUGCACUCGGGUCGUGCCGAAAUCCAGGGCUACGGUUUCUUCGGUGGCUCCAACGGUCACUGGAACGCUUCGCUCCUCCGCACGCUCGGUAUGCAGAAACACAUGUUGACCGAGGAUAUCGAUUCGUCGAUGCGCGCCAUCAUCUCCGGUGCUCGUAUCGAGUACGACCUCAAGGUGCUCUCGUACGAACUGGCUCCCGAGACGCUCCCUGCUCUGGUCAAGCAGCGUCUGCGUUGGGCCCAGGGCUGGACCCAGGUGGCCUUCCGUCAUGCUCUGCCUUCGAUCCGUCGUGGUGCCUACUCGGACAACAAUGGCUGGCGUUCGCGCUAUGGUCUCUUCCAGCUUCUGCUCUACCGCGAGUUCUACUUCUACAUCAACUCGCAGCUCGUCUUUAUGCUUGCGUCUGGUAUCUGCUACAACAUCCCCACACAGGGUCUGCAGCGCUACUUUGAGGACUUCGGCGGUUACGCGCUCUCCAUGUUCGCCCUCGCCGCCAACUUGAUCUGUCUUUUCAUCACGAUCUGCAUCCAGGCCAGGAACAGGAGUCAUUUCACCGGCAUGGGAGGCAUCUGGCUGUUUGCUGCUUGCACCCCAAUCUGGUACUCGGUCACCUCGCUCAUGGCCAUCUUCUGCCACUUCCGAGAGUUCAUCAAGUUCGAGAAGUGGAACCCCACGGCGAGGUCGAGCGGCGGCUCCAAGACCAACACCCAGGCCAACACCAUGGCCAACUCGAGGGUCGGCUCCAACACCAACAGUAUCGUUGCGUGA